CGACCAAGCCGCGCCCGUCGAGAAGUUCCGCAAGGAUUAUGCGCCGACGCCUUACGCCAUCAGCGAAAUUGAGCUCGACUUCUCACUGCACGACGGCGAGACGGCCGAGUCGCGCGCCACGACGGUCACGUCGCGCCUUCACGUCUCGCGCCGCCCCGGCGCCGACGCCGGCGCCAGCCUCGACCUCGACGGCGAGGACCUCGAGCUCGUCUCGCUGGCGGUGGACGGCGUCGAGCUCACGCCCGGCGGCGGCGCCUACGCCGUCGAAGGCGACGUCCUCUCGAUUGAUUCCUCGGCUCUGCCGGCUGGCGAGGCGCCGUUUGUGCUCGAGUCGGUCGUCCGUCUCGCGCCGGCGGCCAACCUGCAGCUCUCCGGCCUGUACAAGUCCGGCGGCAUGUUCUGCACGCAGUGCGAGGCGGAAGGCUUCCGCCGCAUCACCUACUACUACGACCGGCCAGAUGUGAUGGCCACGUUCAGCCGCGUGCGGCUCGAGGCGGGCAAGGAGUCGUACCCAGUGCUCCUCUCCAACGGGAACAAGCUGGAGCACGGCGACUGCGGCGGCGGCAGGCACUUUGCGGUGUGGGAGGACCCGUAUCCAAAGCCGAGCUACCUGUUCGCGCUCGUCGCCGGCGAUCUCGGCAAGGUGAGCGGCACCUUCCAGACGGCGUCGGGGCGGCAGGUCGAGCUGAACGUGUACUCGGAGAAGGAGAACGUCGACCAGUGCGACCACGCGCUGGCGUCGCUGAUCAAGUCGAUGCAGUGGGACGAGGAGCGGUUCGGCCUCGAGUACGACCUGAGUCUGUACAACAUCGUCGCGGUCAACGACUUCAACAUGGGCGCGAUGGAGAACAAGGGGCUCAACAUCUUCAACACGGCGCUCACCCUCGCCAAGCCCUCCACCGCCACCGACGACAACUACGAGCGCAUCGAGAGCGUGAUCGGGCACGAGUACUUUCACAACUGGUCGGGCAACCGCGUGACGUGCCGCGACUGGUUCCAGCUCACCCUCAAGGAGGGGCUCACGGUCUUCCGCGACCAAGAGUUCUCAAGCGACGUCGGGUCGCGCCCCGUGGUUCGCAUCGAGAAUGUCAAGUCCGUGCGCGGCCGCCAGUUCAUCGAGGACGCCGGGCCGAUGUCGCACCCGAUCCGGCCAGAGUCGUACAUUGCGAUGGACAACUUUUACACGUCGACCGUCUACGAGAAGGGCGCGGAGGUGAUCCGGAUGUACAUGACGCUCGUCGGCAAGGACGGGUUCCGCAGAGGGCUGACCGAGUACUUCAAGCGCCACGACGGCGCCGCGGUCACGUGCGACGACUUCCGCGCGGCGAUGGCCGAUGCAAACGGCGUGGACCUUGCCCAGUUCGAGCGGUGGUACACGCAGGCGGGGACGCCGGUCCUCACCGCGGCGGGCGCGUACGACGCCGCCGCCGGCGUCUACUCGCUCACGCUGUCGCAAGCGUGCCCGCCGACGCCGGGGCAGGCGGCCAAGGAGCCGUUUCACAUCCCGGUGGUGGUUGGGCUGCUCGACGCGGAGAGCGGCGCGGAGGUGGUCGCCUCGCGCACGCUCGAGCUGCGCGAGGCCUCGCAGACCUUCACCUUCGACGGGCUGCCCGCGCCGGUCGUGCCGUCGAUCCUGCGCGGCUUCUCGGCGCCCGUCAAGCUGGCGCCCGUGAAGCUGGUGCACGAGCCCGCCCUCACCGACGACACCCUCGCCUUUCUUGCGGCGCACGACACCGACGCCUUCAACCGGUGGGAGGCCGGGCAGGCCCUCGGCGCCAAGCUCGUGCUCGACACCGCCUCCGCCUUCGCCGCGGCAGGCGGCGCGAAGCCGGACGCGGCCGUCGAGCUGCCCGCGCCCUUCCUCGCCGCCUUCCGGUCGACCCUCUCCGACGCGAGCCUCGACCCGUCCCUCCGCGCGUACGCUCUCGUGCUGCCUCCGCUCUCGGAGCUCUCGCAGGCGAUGGCGGUCAUCGACCCGACCAACUUGCCCGCCGCCCGCCGCGCGGUGCGCCGCUCGCUCGCGCUCGCCUGCGAGCAGGAGCUGGUCGCGCUCUACGACUCCCUCGCCCCGCCGCCCGGCGCGCCCUUCUCGGUGGACGGCGCUGAGAUCGGCCGCCGCCGGCUGCGCAACUGCGCGCUCGGCUACCUCUGCUCGCUGCCCGACGGCUCGCCGGGGGGGCGCGACGCGGUCGCGCGCGCAAAGGCGCAGUUCGACGCCUCCGCCGGCUGCAUGACGGACCGCCUCGCCGCCUUCUCCUGCCUCGUCGGCAAGCCCGACGACUCGCCCGCGGCCGCCGAGCGCGCGGCUGCCGUCGCCGCUUUCCACGAGGCCGCGGGCGGCGACGCGCUCGUGGUAAACAAGUGGUUCAUGACGCAGGCCACGGCGGACCGCGCCGGGCUGCUCGACGACGUCAAGGCGCUCGUCCAGCACCCGGACUUUUCGUGGACCAACCCGAACCGGCUCCGCUCCGUCGUCUCCGCCUUCGCCUCGUCGAUGGAGCACUUCCACGCGCCGGGCGGCGCCGCGUAUGCGUGGCUCGGCGACGCGAUCGAGAAGGUCGACAAAAUCAACCCGCAGGUGGCGAGCCGGCUGGCGGGCGCCUUUGCGCUGCACAAGCGGUACGACGCCGAGCGCGGCGAGCUGAUGCGCGCGCAGCUUUCGCGGAUCAAGGCGCUGCCGGGCCUCUCCAAGGACACCUUCGAGGUGUGCGCUCGCUCGCUCGCGUGAGCGCGCUUCGCGGCGGCGGCGGCGGCGGCGGCGGCGGCGGCGGCGGCGGCGGCGGCAGCGGGCGCGAGAGGGGCCGUAGCGGAGCGGAAUGGGGAGAGCUUUAGGCGCAGCCGCGGGUUGCGAGAGGAGGUGGGCGUAUUCGUGGCGGGGUCGCCGCCUUGCGAUGUUGCGUGGUCCGUCCGCGAGGCGCCUUCCCUUUCGGUUUAAAGCCACAAACCCGUUAGAGAUAGAAUCCGCCUCGGAUAUAAAUUAG
Messenger RNA from Emiliania huxleyi CCMP1516, 2981 nucleotides. RefSeq names its product membrane aminopeptidase I (gene MAP1). Bases 395 to 2728 code for a protein of 777 amino acids. NCBI's taxonomy places the organism in Eukaryota, Haptophyta, Isochrysidales, Noelaerhabdaceae. The transcript has 27 exons. Gene Ontology annotation, cellular component: cytoplasm. Gene Ontology annotation, molecular function: zinc ion binding; metallopeptidase activity; aminopeptidase activity. The record is from RefSeq and is a predicted model, not a curated record. Gene Ontology annotation, biological process: proteolysis.